CCGGGACGGACUGCGCACGCGCACGGAUGCUCAGCUUAGAGUCCUGGAGAAGUUUUCGUGACUCUUUGAUGGUUUCGGUCCGGGAGUACGGAGGAGGAGGAGGCAGCCCGGGAUCGGUGUGGAGAAGAGUGCAUUAAUGUAUGAUGGAUACAAGUGGCAUACCUGCAGAUGAUGGCGGCAGCCUGAUUAAGGUGAAGGAGGAAACAAAGUGUGUUUUGGAAGCCUUUUUAAAACGAUCUCUCAGUCAAGAUGAGGCGAUACACCUAGGACAUGUGGGGGGCGUAUAUCACGAUCCUAAGAAGUACUCGCACAGAACAAAUCAGGAGGAAAUAAAAGAUGACGUUACAAAAAGAGGCAAAAAAGUUGAACCCAGAAGAACUAAAGUGUCUGGAAAGGAUAAAGAUGAAAGGAGUCACAGCCUGACAUUUAAUGAGGCGCACUCUCACAACAAUAGUGGGAAGUGGAAUGACCUUCUUGAUGAGAUCAAUCGGGUGGAAGAGACCAAGCAUGGCUUCACAACUAACUUUAAGAAGCUCUUGGGAAAGCACAGUCAAAAUAAGGAGAAAGCAACUACUCCAAAGGAGAAGAAUGGAAGCUUGCAUAGCAAAUCCAGAGGUUCUAUUGAAUCUGUACUAGAAGAUCACAGGAAGGAUGUAGCUAAGGGGGAUUCAUUGAAACGCCCCAAAUCGCCCAAUCCUCUGCUUGCCUGUACAGUGGCGGCAUCCACAAUCUCUCUUUCUGAUGAAGACCAAAAACCAAAUGACAUUGAAUCUCAUGAGAAGCAAGGGACUCAAAGAAAACUUAGUCGGCCUUUCUCUUUUAAGAAAUUGAAGUUUAAGAAAAAGAUAAAAGAUGAAAGCUCAGCGACAGAUACAGCACCAGUGCGUCCUAACUUCUUACCGGUGACGCCUUACUUCGAGUCAGAAGGCUCUCCUCAUUACAAAACUGGUAAACUUGAAGACUCUGAGAUAUAUUCUUUGGCUGCAAAGAAGCUCGAGACUUUGUUAAAACACAAGAAAGUGAAGAGCCCUUUGGAACCUCAACAACCUGUCGGGUAUUCCGAAAAGGUUCCAAGGGCCCCUCCUGCAGCUGGCGCUGAGAACAAUAACGUGACUGCCAACGACAAAGCAGAUGCAGAAGACAAAGAGGAGAUAAUCCGUAAAUUGGUGGUUUUGCUGCAGGAACAGGCUGUUGUAAUCAAUGAAAAGAUCAACAAAGAUCCCUUCCUCAGGACCACGCUCGCUAGAAUGUCAUACGGCAGCUUCUUUCGACUUGCAGAGGUUUUCACAAGCCAGGCCGAGGUUGAGACCACUCAGGUUGGUGCGAGCGUGAGCCCUGAACUGACUAAAAUCGCCCUGACGAUGGAACUGACGAGGAAAGUAGCAGGAAUCAACAGUCAUGCCGUUCACCAACUUAUGGGCUACAGCCUUCAGUACAUGGACAUGUUUGUACCAUGGCUGCAGAAACAAGGAGGCUGGGAAAAUAUCGUGUCUAAUGGAGAUAUUGCUGACUUGCAGAUUGAUUAGUGAAUAUCUACCUCAGUUGCAGACCCUGUCUAAUGGGAAAUGAAAGAAAUUCUAUUUGUCUUGUU
Messenger RNA from Rana temporaria (common frog), 1591 nucleotides. It is a transcript of the gene BCL2L12, whose product is annotated as BCL2 like 12. The coding region runs from base 141 to 1526 and encodes 461 amino acids. Lineage: Eukaryota; Metazoa; Chordata; Amphibia; Anura; Ranidae. The transcript is spliced from 7 exons. Gene Ontology annotation, biological process: regulation of apoptotic process. The record is from RefSeq and is a predicted model, not a curated record.